AAAUUCCCAUAUGGUGUGAUUAUUCUUGGACUGCUCUGGAAUGUUAAACCAUCUUGCAGCAAACAAUUGAUAUUCACCUAACAUCUACAAUUAUACUGGACAUAUUCAUUUCUUUUCAUUUUGGAAAUGGCUUCUCUCUAGUCCAGGUAGGAACGGGAGAGAACAGUUCAAGCAGCAAAUUUGUGCCACCUCGGCAUUUUGUGUAAAUCAAAAGUACAGAUUUUAUCUACGCAUUAGUAUUGGGUUGGAUUUUUUGCUUAGAUCUAGUAUUGGGUUUGUAAAUACAAUCCAUUAAUUUACAAAUAAUCCCGACAUGAUGAGCAUCCAAUACUCGGACUCAACAUCCAGUUCAAAUGCCAUGAUUAUGCUUUAAUACUUUACAGACACUUUGUCUUUUGACUCUUAAAAAUAAACAUAACUUAUUUUCUAUAAAAUAACACAUUACAGAUUGCGAAAGCAAUGAUUACAUCUGGAAAGCUUUUGGCUGAAAGUCAGGUAUCCACAGCAACUGGUGAAGAACCAAAACUGGAAGCUAGGAUGCUGAAGUUUGGAGAUCUUCAGGUUGAACUAACAUCAGAAAAGUCUUAUAUUGGCGCUGCAAUCGGUUUCAUUUUUGGGAUUAUUUCGUGGCAAUUAAGUCAAGGCAUUCAAAGCAUACCAGAGAGCUCGUUGCAGUAUGCAAAUGACAAUGCUUUGCUGCUUGCCAAGUCUUUGCGGGGAGCGCUACUUGCAAUGUGUUACGCAUCAACUGUCUUGUCCGCUUUCACUACUGUUGGACUUGUCUUUCUUGGAGGACAACUCAAGCCAAAAGAAGAGUGAAAUUCUUGGAGCUUCCUUGCCUCAGUUUUGCCUGUAAAUUCUAAUACUAAGUUAUACCAAAGAAGAGUUACAAUAAUGACCAUGAAAAUGAACAAUCUCAGUUAACUGCUCCUCAAUUCUAUGAGUGAUAUCACUUUUGUGCCUUCACUCUGUAAAUUUUAUCCUUCAUAACUCAACUAUUGAUUGGCAUUGUAUAUUUUAUCUUAGCUGCACUUGAUGAUGUUCUGAUUGACAAACCAAUUCCUAUGAUUUCCUGAUAUGUGUUUUUUAUCAA
This is a messenger RNA of Camellia sinensis, 1093 nucleotides long. Lineage: Eukaryota; Viridiplantae; Streptophyta; Magnoliopsida; Ericales; Theaceae. The record is from RefSeq and is a predicted model, not a curated record.